Molecule: messenger RNA, 11102 nt
Organism: Diorhabda carinulata
Lineage: Eukaryota; Metazoa; Arthropoda; Insecta; Coleoptera; Chrysomelidae
Gene: Khc-73
Product: kinesin-like protein KIF13B
Exons: 24
Coding region: 233-5791 (1852 amino acids)
Biological process (GO): cytoskeleton-dependent intracellular transport; microtubule-based movement
Cellular component (GO): kinesin complex; microtubule
Molecular function (GO): ATP binding; ATP hydrolysis activity; microtubule motor activity
Source: RefSeq, a predicted model, not a curated record
UACUGAAUAUGGACAAAAUUUGCGCAGUCCAUAGAAAAUGAGUGUUACAGCGCAAUGUCCAAUAUUGCGUUCUCGAAUAUGGCGAAAGUUGUGAAUUUACGUGUUGUGAUAAGUGCUACCUUGUGACUUACUAUGUUUGAAAAUGGAUAGUUAAGCAAUUAUUUAUACAAAGAAAGUGUGAUAAUAGUGUAAAUAUACGUAUUUGUUGUUAAUUUAGUGAAAAGAAAUAAAAAUGUCUACAGACAAAAUAAAAGUUGCUGUUCGGCUCCGUCCUUUUAACAGAAGAGAGCUUGAGAUGAGGGCGCCAAGUGUUGUUGAUAUCGAAAAGGAUCAAACAAUCCUCCAUCAGCCAACAUCUUUGGAUAAAAUGGAUAGAAAGCAACCAAAGACGUUUGCUUUCGAUCAUUGCUUUUGUUCAGUGGAUCCAACUAAAAAGGACUUCGCUUCCCAGGAGGUUGUUUUUGAUUGUUUGGGACGAGAUAUCCUGGAUAAUGCCUUCCAAGGAUACAAUGCAUGUAUUUUCGCAUAUGGUCAAACAGGAUCCGGAAAAUCGUAUACCAUGAUGGGUUCUCAAGAUAAUAAGGGUAUAAUUCCAAGAUUAUGCGACUCAUUAUUUGGCCUAAUAGCAAAACAACAGAGUUCAGAAUUAACAUAUAAAGUUGAAGUUAGUUACAUGGAAAUUUACAAUGAAAAGGUACAUGAUCUACUAGAUCCUCAAACAAAUAAACAAUCUUUAAAAGUCAGAGAACACAAUGUCCUUGGACCCUAUGUUGAUGGUUUGUCACAGCUUGCUGUAACUUCGUUUCAGGACAUCGACAAUUUGAUGGCGGAAGGUAAUAAAUCACGAACAGUUGCUGCAACAAAUAUGAAUAGCGAAUCAUCAAGAUCUCACGCAGUAUUUACAGUAAUACUUACCCAAACCCUGGUAGAACCUAAAACAGGUGUAACUGGAGAGAAAGUCAGUAGAAUGUCACUAGUAGAUUUAGCUGGUUCAGAACGGGCUGUGAAAACUGGAGCAGUUGGAGAAAGACUCAAAGAAGGCUCCAAUAUUAAUAAGUCGUUAACAACCUUAGGUCUAGUCAUUUCAAAAUUAGCGGAUCAAUCGUCGGGCAAAAAUAAAGAUAACAAGUUUGUGCCAUAUAGAGAUUCUGUACUAACAUGGUUACUAAAAGAUAACUUAGGGGGUAACAGCAAAACAGUCAUGGUUGCUACCAUAUCUCCGGCAGCUGAUAAUUAUGAGGAAACUCUAUCUACUCUACGGUACGCGGAUCGAGCUAAGAGAAUUGUUAACCAUGCUGUUGUUAAUGAAGAUCCAAAUGCUAGAAUUAUAAGAGAAUUAACACAAGAAGUUGAAGCUUUGAGGGAAAUGCUUAAACACGCAACAGGAUCUCCUGUUGGUGACAUUCAAAGAGUUGAUAUACAUCAAAAAUUAAAUGAAAGUGAAAAAUUAUACAAAGAAAUGUCGCAAACUUGGGAAGAAAAAUUAAUGAAAACGGAAAGAAUUCAAAACGAACGACAACAAGCUUUAGAAAAAAUGGGCAUUAGUGUGCAAGAUUCUGGUAUAAAAGUGGAGAAAAAUAAAUAUUAUUUAGUGAAUUUGAAUGCUGAUCCUUACCUAAACGAAUUAUUAGUAUAUUAUUUAAAGGAUGUUACAGUAGUAGGUGCUAGUAGUAAUGGGUCUGGUAAAGAACCAGAUAUUCAACUAUCCGGUUUGGGAAUCCAACCUGAACAUUGUAUUAUUACCAUAGAAGAUAAUGGUUUAUUCUUGGAACCUCUUGCCAACGCUAGAUCUUGCGUUAAUGGAUCUCAAGUCAGUCAGAAAACACAAUUACGUCAUGGUGAUCGAAUCGUAUGGGGUAACCACCAUUACUUUAGAGUCAAUUGCCCUAGAUCGAUAUCUGCUGCUUCAGAGCCACAAACACCAGCACAAAACAUCGAUUACAAUUUUGCAAGGGAUGAGCUAAUGACAAAUGAACUGAGCAAUGAUCCAAUUCAGACUGCAAUUGCCCGGCUUGAGAAACAACACGAAGAAGACAAACAAGUGGCAUUAGAAAAACAGCGUGUUGAGUAUGAAAGGCAAUUUCAACAGCUUCGUAAUAUGGUGUCUCCAUCAACACCUUAUGCUCCAUAUUCGUAUGAUCCUCUUAAAAUUGGUUUGAGUAAGACUGCACCUUGUACCCCCACAACUCAAAUGAAAGUGGAAAGAUGGGCGCAUGAAAGGGAUGAGAUGUUUAGGCGAAGUAUAUGUCAAUUAAAAGAGGAUAUACUUAGAGCAAAUUCAUUAGUUACUGAAGCAAACUUUCUUGCCGAAGAGAUUGGUCGACAGACUAAAUUUAGUGUUACCUUACAGAUUCCUCCAGCUAAUUUAAGUCCUAAUAGAAGAAAAGGUGCUUUUGUCAGCGAACCCGCAAUUUUAGUGAAACGAAAUAAUUCUAGUCAGGUAUGGUCGAUGGAAAAAUUAGAAAAUAAGCUAAUAGAUAUGAGAGAAUUUUAUGCAGAACAUAGAGAUAUAGAAAAUGAUCAAGAAAACAAUAACGAGAUUAAAGGACCAGAUCCAUUUUUUGAAUCACAAGAAGAGCAUAAUUUAAUAGGAGUUGCUAACAUAUUUCUUGAAUGUCUGUUUCAUGAUGUUACUUUAGAUUACCAUACACCUAUUAUUAGCCAACAAGGAGAAGUAGCAGGUCGAUUACAGGUUGAAUUGAGUAGGAUAUCUGGCUCAUUCCCUCAAGAUAGAAUUUGUGAGGCCGCUUCUGAUAGUUCAUCUGAAUGUAGUCAUGAUGAAGAAGAACAAGGUACUUCACAAGUAACCAUCCGCGUUAAUAUAAAACAAGCGUCGGGCCUACCUCUUUCUCUUGCUAAUUUCGUAUUCUGUCAGUAUUCCUUCUGGGGUUAUCCGGAAGCAGUGGUUGUACCUGAUACUGCUGAUCCUAAUGUGAAUGGCCAACCAACAACUGUUAAAUUCGAUCAUUCACAAGUCUUUACAGUUAACCUAUCUGAGGAGUUCAUGGAACACUGCGCUGAAGGAGCGCUUUCUAUAGAAGUUUGGGGAAACAGAAGCUCUGGAUUUUCAAAAUAUAAACCUGGUUGGGAAGUAGUAGAGCAACAGCUUGCUACAGCUAGGUCAUUACUUGAUAGAUGGUCUGAACUAACUAGAAAAAUAGAACUGUGGGUAGAAAUUCAGGAAUUAAAUGAUCAAGGAGAAUAUGGAGCUGUGGAAGUCGCAAUGAGAACAGACAUGCUGACGGGUGGCAUUUAUCAACUAAGACAAGGUCAACAACGAAGGAUUCAAGUGAGAGUAAAACCAGUACAGAACUCUGGUACACUUCCUAUAAUAUGUCAAGAGAUUAUUAAAAUUGAAGUAGGUGGUGUUAUUGUAAGAAGUAGAUUACAGAAACCCUUAGAUUCAUAUCAAGAAGAAGACUUAACAAUACUAAGAGAGAAAUGGAGCGACGCCCUACAGAAGAGAAGGCAAUAUCUAAAUCAGCAGCUACAAAAUUUAUCUGAAAAAACUAAUAAAACAGAACAAGACAUUGAACGAGAAAAAAGUUUAAUGGAACAAUUGGUUAAUUUAACUGAAGAAAGCAAUGCUGUUUAUAUACCGCAACCUGGAACAGGGAUACCUGGCGCUCCAGCCAUGUGGAGUCCCCCUCCUGGUAUGGAACCUCAUGUACCCGUGUUAUUUUUAGACUUAAAUGCUGAUGACUUAUCUACAAAUCCAGCUGGAGAAGAAGUAACGAUUGCAGGCGUUAAUUCUAUUUUACCAAAAGAAGAUGGGAAAGAGUUCUACAGUUUACGAAUUCUCAGUCAUUUAGAAAAAGACGUCUGUGCAGUUGCUGGUUGGGAUUCUUCAAUUCAUGAUAGCCCACAUUUAAACAAAGUUACUGAAGCCAACGAACGAGUAUAUAUGAUACUUCGUGUAACAGUACGGCUGUCUCAUCCAGCUCCAAUGGAUCUUGUCUUGAGAAAGCGAUUAGCAAUAAACGUCUAUAAACGACAGAAGUUCACAGAUAUAAUCAAAAAUCAGAUAAAAUCAAAAAUUGUUCGAACUGAUUUAGUAACGUCAUGCGGAGUUACUUAUUUAGUAGUUUCCAAUGUACCAAAAGCCAGUGAGGAAUUAGAAGGUAGAGAAAGUCUUGCACAAUUAGCAGCUUCUGGAGAAAAUUCUUCAAUGUGUGAUGGCGAAACUUAUAUAGAAAAAUAUACAAGAGGAGUGAGUGCGGUUGAGAGUAUUUUAACUUUGGAUAGGUUAAGGCAAAGUGUAGCAGUUAAAGAAUUAUUACAAGCUAGAGGUCAGCCGUUAAUGAGAAAGACAGUCAGUGUACCCAACUUUUCACAGACUUUGGAAAAUAAAAACGGGUUAAUGCGAUUAGAUCUCAGUAGUGAGUCUCUACAUAUGUCUCGAUCAGAAAGUGUUUCCGAACUCAAUAGUGAAUUGGGUACAACACCAUCACGAGGACGAUCAUCGUUUGGAAAAGACACUGAAGUAACACCACCCAAAUUUGGAGGACUAGGCUCCAUUCUCUCAGCUCGUCCCACAUUUUUAAAUCUCAACCUAAACUUGAAUUCAUUGAGAUUGCAACAACCUUCAAGUACAAAACUUUUCCCGGGUAUGGUAUCUCCAGCAAACACAAAACUAGGACUGAGAAUGACAACAUUACAUGAGGAACCAACAAAAUCGUUACCUCGAAAACAUUCUUUUGAUCUUUUAAUGGACGAUCCAAUCGAGGAGCAAGGUGAAGAGGGAAUUAAUGGAAAAACAGAAAUUCACUACGUUCAACGCAAGAAAACUUUCGCUAAAAAAUCUCUACCAAUGUCACGUACACUGGACUCAUUAACAGAAUUUGCUCCAAAACCCAAUACUCCAUCAUCCAGUUCUAGUGGUUACGGAUCUCAAGCUGUUUCAAUUACUAAUUUAUCUUGUGACGAUUCAUUAUCAAUGAAGAGUAUGAGUGUGGAUGAAACGCCAGAUUUGGAAUGUAAAUUGAACAACGACUUAGAACCUGUAUCAGAAAUGACCAACAUUUCAAAAGGAGUUGAGAGAUUAUCUGUGGAAGAAGACCAAAAUUUGACCCCCAAUGACGAAAGCUCAGAUGAUGUGAUUAAUGGUGGAGACAGUGAUUCUAAUCAAAAUCAAACAGGAAGUGACCUUAAUGAAUCAAGUUCUAUCGUGAAAACAAAUUUAUCUCCAGGAAGAGUCGUCAGAAGGAAAAAGCAAAGCUCACGUAGUCAUUAUCAUAGAGCAUCUUUUCCACAAAGUAGGACAUUAUUGUCAGAAAGUAAAUCAGCACAUAAUUUGGGUAGUAAAAAUAAUCUUGUAUUAUCAGCUGAAGACGAUAGUAUGGAUAGCUCCACCGAUCGUCUAGAAGAUGAACAUGAUAAUUUUGGUUCCCGCCCUGACCUCACUAAGUUUCAUGACGUUCCCGUCCCUGAUUGGGUAGUGUUAGGAGAAAGUGUGCUUAUUAGACCUUAUAAUUCUUCUGGAGUUGUCGCUUUUAUCGGAGAAACUGAGUUUUCUACUGGAACUUGGAUAGGGGUGGAACUGGAUGCCCCAAAAGGUAAAAAUGACGGAAGUAUCAAAGGCAUUCGUUACUUCACUUGCAAACCUAAACAUGGGAUGUUUGUAAGAGCAGAUAAGUUGAUAUUGGAUAGGAGAGGUCGUGCUAUGAGGCUUGAUAAAGCUGAAGCUCUUGCUAACAACAGUAAAUGUUCAUUAAGUAAAGAUUCACGAACUAAAUCUCGAGGGAAUGGUUUGAAUACAGCAGGUACCAGAGCGAGUUCAAAGGCCAAAUAGAACAGACAAAUAUUUCGACCAUCUUAUCAUUAAUCCACCCUAUUUAUUGCCAUUUGCCGUGUUUAACGACACAAACUGUGUGCCGUCCAUUUACAUGGCGUAGUGUUAUUUAUUUAUCCUUGCCAUUUCUUAUAUACAUAGAAUAUCAUUGUACAGAAUCAUCUAUUAAGGUCUCAAGAACGAAAACACUGUUCUUAUGGAGAAUUAUGGUGUUGAUAGAAAGAAAGAAAGAAUUAGGUCGAUAGAUGAUUGUACUAGGCAUAUUUGGUUGCACUCUUAAAACUGCGAGCACUUGGCUUGGUAUUAUACUGAUUUACUAGUAAUUUAUACACACAAAUGCCUCCAUGUAUUGAAAAGUUACAGCGGGACCAGGUAUAUUUUUUGAAAAAAAAAAGAUAUAAUUUUAUACACAAUCUCUCGCUGUAACCUUAAAAUCAUGAAUAAAUGUUUUUACAGUAUAUUUAAGCUCUGUUGCACACCAGAAGAAUCUUUAAGUUCAGCCAAAUAUCUACCUCCUGUUUGAAACAGAAACUGAUAACUUUGGCAUUGUUGAACAUUGAACAUGUUUUUCUCUAAUUUAAAGGAAACUUCGCAAAAUAAUAGUGCUAAGAAUGAAGAGCAAGAAAUGCUACCACAAAAUAUAAACAGAAUAAAUAAUAUGCUACUAAUUAUAGAUAUAUAUAUAUAUAUAUAUAUAUAUAUAUAUAUAUAUAUAUAUAUACAAAGUAUUUUUUAUAUACCAGUUACUUUAUGGCUAAUUUGUGGUUGCAAUACUUUUGUAUUUAGAGAAGAACAAUUCAACAAAUCUCCAUAAUUCCACAUAAUUGUGCCCCUACAUUUAUCACUACAUAUACACUAUUUUUAUGACAAACUGAUACAUAAUAUCAGGUAAAAUCAAUGUGUUAUAUUUUCAAUUAAUUACUUUCAUUGUUAACUGGCUUGUUAUGGAGACGUUCUGCGCAUUAUUUUUGAGAAUAAUGGAGUCAGAGCAAAUAUUUGCAAGUUGUGCACUAAAUAUGUUGUCUAGUUUCCUCUAUGCAACAUUGGCCACUUUUUUAUUUAAGCAUUUCUUUCUGUGAUAAUUAGUGUACACAGAGUUUUUUGGUUCUAACAUAUUCUGUGAAUUAAUUUAGACAUAUUUUUUGCUUGCUGUAUACUUGAACAGAGUUAAAAUAGGAUUAUGUAAUUGUAAUAGACAACUGUAGCUUACAACAAGUAUUUAACUUCUAUGUGUCUCUAGAAAAAUUUAGUGUUAAGAUAAAGAUGUAGAUGCAAUAGUAGUGAAAAUUUGUUUCGACCAUGUCUAAUUUUAUGAGAAGAAAACUUCAGUGAUAUUGUCAAUUAUUGCUUAAAGGUUAUUAAUCUUUCUAAUACAAGGGAUCAAUCUUACAGUCAUAUCUUUCAAUUUGUUUUGUGAUAAAAAAAUGAGAGCAAUUGGAAGGCACUUUUAAUUAUAAUUUUAUUUCUAUGAAGUAUACGGAUUUUUUACCUAUUGACUAAUUUUAUUAUAUUUAUCUUUAGUGAAACGUCAAUUUAAAUUAAAUAUUUUUAAUAACUUCAGUGCAUCAGAACUACUUUAAAAGUCGAAUUAAGCACUCUGGAUAAAAGUAAAAUUAACAAUUCAGCAUUCCAAGGUCAAUAUUAGAACUUUAAUCCUGAUUGUAGGUUUAUUUUAAUAAUGCACCAUUUAAUCCAGAAUUUAUUUAUGACGUUUCCACCUAAUUUCGGUCUCAAAAGAUAAAAACACUGACAUCUCUGAUAAUUACUGUAAUAAAAUCUGUUUUAACUAAACAAAUAUUCACAGAACAUAGGUAUUCUAAGAAGAAAUGCAAACUUAGUUGUUUUUCAGUGGAAACAACAUGGCGAAUUUUCGAUGUCAGUGCCCUCGAUGGUAGGUGGCAGAACUAAUCGAUUUUUGCGGUUCAUUUCAAUUUACAACAAAGAAUAUCUACUGUAUUCUAUGUUGUCCGUUUCCAUUCAGUUCCGAUUUCGCAGUUUCCUGAAUUCAUGAUAAAAAAAACACCUUAUAUCUGGGACACGUUCAUUUACAAAAUAAUAUUGACUUACAUUUUCAACUAAACCAAGUAAAAUUAGUAGACAUGAUUAUAAUAUCACUUUUAAAAUGAAAACUGACAAAAUACAGAUUUUUCUAACAAAAAAAUUGAAAAGUGUAAUAGGGAAAUGAAUAUUAACCAGAAAUAAAACAGUAAUUUAGUUGAACAGAACAAACAAAAGUCCUGAAAACGAGUCUCAAAACCAAAACAAUAAAUGAAGCCAAUUACACAUAAUACAGCCUUUUAAAGUAAACAAAAAUAAAUUUGCCCUCUGUAAACAUAAACCAAUAAAAAUAAAAUAAAUCAGUCUUCUAUAAUAAGCAAAAGAAAAUUUUGAUCCCACAUGAAAGGUGAUCAAGUUCAUUAAUUUUAUUCACAUGGAGCUUCAUUUUUUCCAUGAUACCAGGUAUUCUCACCUAGGACUUCUUUUGUACAUAGAAAGAGCAAAAGUUAUCAUGUAUAGUACAUCGUUUUGCUGUCGAAGAAUAUUUCUUAUCUAUGAAUAAAUGAAUUCUUUCAUUACAUUAUUUAAACUUUCUUCUAUACACUCAAAUGUUCCAAUUUUAUACAUCUUCUUUAACUGAUCUUUGUUGCUCUUAUUUCAUGAACUUGUACAUAACCAUUUCCCUAAGUGUUCUUGCUGGUUCCAGCUACAGACAAAAAAACCGUUCUUUAUUUGUCAAAACUACUAAUUUCCUCUGUAACAUGGAAUCUGAAAAUCUACUUGAAUACUCCAAUUGCUCUUCUAUAGGUAAAUUGUCAGAUUUUAGGGUAUGAACACUCGAACUAUCAACUUGAUGCUCUUCGACAAUCAUAUCAGUGUUUACUAUACCUGUAUUUACAACAUAUGCAUGUUCUGGGUUUAGUAUACAAUCAACUGUGAUCUUCAUAAAUGAAAGUAGGCAAUGAAGACAGAUGAGAGGUAGGAAUAGAUGGGAUAGCUUCAUACUUCAAAUGUUUUAUAUUAAAAUAUGUAAAAUCGGUUUCCAGAAAAUGAUUUUCACUGAAGCGAUAAUUUGGUGUUGAGCAUUUAAUUUAACACAAUUUUUCCUAUUUAGAACACAUCAGGAAAGCAUUUUACAAAUGUAAAAAAAUUUUUCUUCCCUUCCAUGUAUUUAUUAUUGCACCUUGAAAAUUUACAUCUAUACUUUACUCUGUCACUUACCUUCAAGUCCAUCCUGAAAUAUUAAAUGGAAAAUUACAGAAAAUAAUACUUAGCUGUUAAUUUUUCAGUUAGUUCCAAUAUAUAUUCUCUACAUACAAUCUGGAGGAAAUGUGGCAGGAAUUAAAAAAUUGAUAGCGAAUGACAUAUUGACAUUGACAGUAAUAACACAUUUUUAUUACAGUAGCGUCACGAUUGGUAGGUGGCAGAACUAAAUUUGUAUUGCCGAGAGUUACAUACAAGUUGACCUUCUUUUUGGUAUGUACUGUGCAAAUAUGACCUUUUUGGUAUGUUCUGUCCAAAUAUUUUUCAAUCUUAUGUCAUAUUUCAAUCUUCAAUAAACGAAACUAUGAUUGAUUUGAAUUGAUAGUUCCUUUUUGUAUAUUGUGAAUUCAGGAUAGCUAAAAACAGAUAAUGUUUUAAUAUUCGAGUGGUAGAUGAUCUAUUGAUUCGUGUGAUUGUCAGUCAAGUUGGACUUUGAUAAAGACCAAAAUAACAUCAAAAUGUGAAAAAUAUUCACUAUGGUAAAAUACAUAAUUUAUUAAAAUAGAUACCUAUAAAGUAAGGAUCAUGUAUUCACGAAAAUAUAUUUUCAGGCUUGUUUUUCUUGUGCAAUACUUCAUUAUUGCUUCUUAAUACUAUAUUUGAUUAUUAACAUUCCAUAGAAAAUUAAUUUCCACUAGCUUUUAGCCUUAUUUGACAGUAUCAUUUUAGUUCUAUUCACAAAAUAACAUUCCAGAAAAAGUGUCUAAUUCUAGAAUUGCAAUAUAAUCUAGUCUCUGUGGUUUAUUUACUGCUCAGCGACUUUAAGGUUUAGUCGUCCACUGACUGUGACUGAAGGAAUAAGAAUGAUAAAAUACAGUCAAUUUUUUCCAAAUGUUAAAAGGUGGCAAGUAAAAACUAUUUAGUUUAUUAGAAAAAAUAUAAGAGAUUAAUUUGGGGGAAAUACUAUAUAGUCACUAGAAUAUUUUUAAAUGUAUAAUCUAGCUAACAAGUAACAAUCAUAUUUUUGUAUGUUGGUAAUUAAUUCUGUACUCAAAUACACUCUGUGUUUGUCAUCCCAUACGACAUAACAAAAAAAGAGAUCUGUAAAAUCUGAUUUAACAUUAUUUUUGAGAAAUUGUCGAUUUUUUUAUUCAUUGUACUCUUCUAUGAAACAAUAUUGUAUAAAACACUGCAUUUUAUGAAUAAUAAAAAUAACAUUUUUUCAAUAGCAUAUGGAAGGGUAUUCGCCAUAAGUCAACAACAUUAACUUUAUUUUUUUCUAAAUAAAAUAUUGAUUAAAUUAAAACGUAUUAUUUCGUUCAUACAACAAGAGUUAAUUGUUAAUACUAAUCUAACUUAUUUAUUUCAAUUCAUUAUCAAUACUAAUCACUUCUUCACAUAGUUUAAAAACACUACUAUAGUAGCUUUUUGCUAACUAGACAAAUUACUAGUUGUAAACGAUUAAAUUUCUGAGUUUUAAUAUAUUCAAAACAUAGUGUUGUAGUUUGCUGCAAUUUUUGAUUCGUACCUAAUAACGCAUCUCAAGAAACUAUAGUUAUUUGUUGUCUUAAAUUAGUUAGUGCUUUAACAUUCAGGUAAAAACUGUUAGCGCCGUCUUUGAUAGGAGCAAAUAUAUCAAGAGUGCCCCCUAAUAAACAAUCUAUCUGAGUUUCGAAUUUAAUAUUGUUUAUCAUUCUCAUAACCUCCGUCAUUUAUCCCAGUCAACAAAAUAAAAUACUAGACCUUUUCUUGUCCAAUUUAAAUAAUUCUGUCCAAUUUGUUAUAUAAUAUAGUGUAUUAUAUUAAACCAACAUUAUUUUUUACUAUUAUAAAAUGAUCUGUGUGAGAAUAAGAAUCAUUUACUUGUCAACUACAAUCAAAUCUAAUCGUGAUUGCUCUAAAGAUACAAAUGAAUUUUUAAAAUAAGUAACAUACUCAUUAACAAAUUUAAGACAUAUUCCAAAUCUUAUGAACAUACUAAACUAUUUUGUCAGCUAUUCAAUAAACCAAAAUGAAUUGUAUGUAAUAUAAAUUCAUUGUUUAUUAUUAUGACUUCAUUUAAUGUAAUCAUUUAUUACCAUUGAAUAAAUAAACUCCUGGCCAAAAUUAA